UUAGCCUCGACGUCCUCACCUCAGCUUUGACCAAUCACAACAAACUACCCAACGCGUUCCAUCACCGCUUCUUCAUCGAGGCCGCUCAUCCGCCGCCCGCGCUAGAUCUUCCCUCUGCCCUCCCCCCUUCUAUAAAACCCAACACCCUUUUUUCCCUCCUCUCACAAUUUUUCAACGCAACGCCCCCGCAAAACAACAAACAAAGAAACCAGCUUUUCGUUUCUGUCAUGGCUCAAGGAGAUUCCAAAUUUCAACAAGACAUGGCUAAGGAGGAAGAACAGAGCCUGAAAUACUUGGAAUUCGUGCAAGUAGCAGCUGUCUACGCGGUUUUGUGCUUCACCAACCUCUACGUUUACGCUAAGGAAAGGUCGGGACCGUUGAAGCCCGGCGUCGAGACCGUCGAGGGAACGGUUAAGAGCGUGGUUCGACCGGUUUAUUAUAAGUACCACGAUGUCCCCGUUGAGUUCCUUAAAUUCGUCGAUCGCAAGGUUGGUGAAUCUGUGACUUCGAUCGACCGUCGUGUCCGUCCGGUCAUCAAGCAGGUCUCCUCCGAAGCCUUCUCGGCUGCCCAAAAGGCUCCGGGAGUGGCUCGGGGCGUGGCUUCCGAGGUCCAGCGAGCCGGAGUGGUGAGCACUGCCUCAGGGUACGCGAAAUCUGUCUACACCAAGUACGAGCCAGCAGCGAAAGGGCUUUACGCUAAGUAUGAACCCAAAGCUGAACAAUGUGCUGUUUCGGCCUGGCGCAAGCUGAACCAGCUCCCUCUCUUCCCUCAGGUGGCUUCCGUAGUCGUCCCCACCGCCGCCUACUGUACCGACAAGUACAACCAGACGGUGGCUAGCAGCGCGGAGAAAGGGUACAAGGUUGCCUCGUAUUUGCCGUUGGUUCCUACUGAGAAGAUCGCCAAGGUGUUCAGUGAAGAGAAGCCUGAAUCAGAGCCACUGCUUUCCCAAAGUUGAUUUUUGCUUUUGCUGUGUGUUUGUGCACAAUCUGAUUAUGUUUAAUUGGUAGUUAUAACCCUGUUUUCCUCCAUUGUUGUCCUUGUGUUCCUCUUUUCUUUCUUUCCUUUUUUAUAUAAUAAAUAUUUAUAGGAAAAUA
Molecule: messenger RNA, 1095 nt
Organism: Theobroma umbraticum
Lineage: Eukaryota; Viridiplantae; Streptophyta; Magnoliopsida; Malvales; Malvaceae
Product: Rubber elongation factor protein (REF)
Source: RefSeq, a predicted model, not a curated record